Messenger RNA from Leptonychotes weddellii (Weddell seal), 1008 nucleotides. Lineage: Eukaryota; Metazoa; Chordata; Mammalia; Carnivora; Phocidae. The record is from RefSeq and is a predicted model, not a curated record.
AUGCAGGGGGCUGUGAAAGGAGGGGGGCUCUCCAGGGAAAGAGGAAGGUGGCCUCGGGCUGGUUUCCACACUGUCCUUGUGUGUCCGGAGUGGGAGCAUGGAGCGGGGGCGGAGCCCAAGGCCACGUUCACCGCCGCCGGGCUCACAGCCGCGCCCGAGCAACUGCCCCGACGGCUCUUCGCCGUCUGCGGCCUCAUCCUGCUGGCGGGGCUGCGGGCCAACGGGCUGAUGCUGCUGCUGGCGGCCCUGAGCUCAGGCGCCUCCCGGCCACUCCGCGCCCUGACCACCAGCCUCAUGGUGAACAUCGCGCUGUCCGACCUGCUCUUCCUGGCCUGCGUGGUACCCGUGCUACCGCUGAGCUUCCUGCGGCCCGACUGGUGGCUGGGCCCUGUCAUCUGCAUCACCAGCCGGGCCACCAACAGCGCCACCGCGUUCUGCACCUUCUACAGCAUGGUGGCCACGGCUUUUCUGCGCCACGUGGCGGUGGCCCCUGAUGUGGCCCUCCCGGCUGGCCGGGGCGCCCGCCUGCUGCUCUGUGGGGCCAUGUGGGUCCUGGGCCUCGCCGUGUCGUUGCCCACCUGGCUGUUCCAAAGUGUGGUGGUGCAGGAGGGGGCAGCUGGAUCGGGGCCUGCGUCCGAGCCCUGCCCAGACCUCCUGCUACUUACCCCUGCUGGGAGCCUGGCCUUCCUGCCUUGUAUGUGCGGGCUGGGCUGCUCUUUCAGCCACGUGGGCUGGCUCAUGUGGACACAGCCUCGUGGCCCCAGAGGGGAGAGCAUCCAGGAGCACCAGGAGAACACAGGGCUCAUCCUUGUGGUGCUGGUGGUCUUUGUGCUGAUGUGGGGGCCCUGCUCCAUGCUGGGCUAUGUGGCAGCCGCGGGGCCCAGGGAUCUCUUCCGAAGGCCGUUGGCAGCCAGGCACCCUGGGGGUGUGGCCGGGGCAUCCAGCCCCUCCAGGAAAGGGCCCCAGGAGGCCUGCGGGGUCUGGCGGGGGUCUGAGAAGAUAGGCUGA